UACCCUUUCCUCUCUAUAACAACGGAAAAUUCUUGAGAAGCUCAAGUGUUCACCGUGUCGCUUUGCCUUCGCUUUCUUGUCGUCCUCCUCUCUGGGAGGGGAAUCGGGGGUUAGCGAUGGACGCGGAGAAGAAGAAGCCGAUGGUGUCGGAUGCAGGGGCGUGGGCGAUGAACGUGGUCAGCGCCGUCGGCCUUAUCAUGACCAACAAGCAGCUCAUGUCUAACACUGGCUACGGAUUCUCCUUCGCGACGACACUAACUGGGUUCCACUUUACCAUGACGGCCCUCGUUGGUUGGAUUUCAAAUGCAACUGGUUUAUCAGUCUCCAAGCAUGUUCCUCUUUGGGAGCUCUUAUGGUUCUCCAUUGUUGCUAAUAUGUCAAUCACCGGGAUGAAUCUUAGCCUCAUGUUGAACUCAGUUGGAUUUUAUCAGAUAUCCAAGUUGAGCAUAAUACCAGUUGUUUGCUUGAUGGAAUAUUUCUUGCAUAGUAAACAUUACUCGUCUAGGGUGAUAAUGGCUGUUACAGCUGUGGCUGUGGGUGUCGGUAUCUGCACUGUUACCGAUGUCGAGAUAAAAAAUAAGGGCUUACUUUGUGCAUGCGUAGCGGUAUUCUGCACAUCCUUGCAGCAAAUAACGAUCGGGUCUCUUCAGAAAAAGUACGACAUUGGUUCGUUUGAACUUCUAAGCAAAACUGCACCAAUCCAGGCCAUCUCUCUUCUUCUAUUCGGCCCGUUCGCAGACUACUAUCUAAAUGGUCAUUCACUCUUAACUUACCAUUACUCUAUGGGAGCAACUUCAUUCAUACUUCUCUCCUGUAUCCUUGCGGUCUUCUGCAAUACGAGCCAAUACCUCUGCAUCGGCCGGUUCUCUGCCACAUCAUUCCAAGUCUUGGGUCACAUGAAAACAGUGUGUGUACUAGUUUUGGGAUGGCUACUGUUUGAUUCAGCUUUGACCCUGAAGAACAUACUGGGGAUGUUGCUUGCGGUGGUCGGCAUGGUGGUUUACAGUUGGGCCGUGGAACAUGAGAAGAAGGCGAAAAUAUGUCCAGACAUCAGGGUAGAUAGCGAGUUGGAUGGGGAGGACGAUAUGCUUUUGGAGAAAGACAACGGUGUUGCUAAGCCUGAUAUCGAGCUUGCACGAUGAGAGAGAGCUAACCCGGAUUACUAUUAUCUGAUCCGUUAUUAUUCUUAUGCAGAUUUUAUUUAUUUGUUUUUCAGUUCUUGAUCUUUGAUUGAUAACAUUGUCGUCUGGAUGUGGGGGAGAGGGGGGGGUCUUCUCUUCCCAGUUCGUUUCAGAUAAUGUGGAGUGAGUUUAAUGCUGCAGUGGUAAGGGUUUAUUACGGUGCUGUGAUGGUAAAAUUGUUGUCAGGAAAAUGGGUUUCUCUUUCAAGUUGGCUUUAUGUA
Messenger RNA from Musa acuminata AAA Group (dessert banana), 1402 nucleotides. RefSeq names its product UDP-rhamnose/UDP-galactose transporter 2. The coding region runs from base 117 to 1142 and encodes 341 amino acids. The transcript is spliced from 5 exons. Gene Ontology annotation, cellular component: Golgi apparatus. Lineage: Eukaryota; Viridiplantae; Streptophyta; Magnoliopsida; Zingiberales; Musaceae. Gene Ontology annotation, molecular function: antiporter activity; UDP-galactose transmembrane transporter activity. The record is from RefSeq and is a predicted model, not a curated record.